Messenger RNA from Rhododendron vialii, 1240 nucleotides. RefSeq lists its product as uncharacterized. Bases 90 to 932 code for a protein of 280 amino acids. NCBI's taxonomy places the organism in Eukaryota, Viridiplantae, Streptophyta, Magnoliopsida, Ericales, Ericaceae. The transcript has 5 exons. The record is from RefSeq and is a predicted model, not a curated record.
UUUUGUGUAUACCUUUCUGAGAUCUCCCUUUAUCUGAUUGGUGCGGGGGUUUUGAAAUUCUCUCUAGGGUUUUGCGGGAGAAGAAGGUGAUGGAAACUCCGAUGCUCAGAUGUGGUGUUGUCGGCCCAGUGACCCGCUCACGAUCGAAAGCUGGAGAAGCGUUGUCAUCGUUGGUGGGGAAAAAACGUAAAAAUCGUGAGGUGGUAUGCUCUGGCGAGACGUCUAACAGUUCGUCAUCAGAUGAUCUUCUGAUGCAUUUACAGAUUGACGAAGAAUUCUCUCGCGAGUAUUGUUUCACCGACUGCGAGAAAUCAGACCUGCUGCUGCUGCAGGCAUACUCAGAUCUAAAGAAGAAAUACGUCGCUAAGGUAGCUUCCGUUCAAAAAAAGAACACCACCGCAAAGGUAGCUUCCGUUCAAACAAAGAAGAACGCAAAGGUAGCUUCAGUUCAAAAAAAGAAGAAAGCAAAGGGUGUCACUACAAAUUCUGAGGAGGAGGCGGUGGGCUUGACAUCAGAACAGCGGCAGGAAUACUCCCACAAGGAUUUCGAUUACCCUGAGUUUUAUCGUGGACCUUCUAGCGACCUACCUAUACACAUUAUUUUAGCUACAGAAUUCAAUCCAGAUUUACCGGCUAAUUUCUCCCGUCAGAUAAAAAACUCGGCCAAGGCUAUGGAUUAUUACAACAGUCGAUUUAACUCAAACUACGUCGAACCUUUUAAUCCCCUCCUGAUGACAACGCGGGAGGUUGGUGGUGGUUAUUUGGAUUUCGUUGUCAUAGACACCCAUAAAUCAGGUCGACAUGCCAAUGAGAUGUUCCAAGCUAUCCUGUAUACCUCUCCUGGUAAGGAACCCGAGGCCCUCAUGUGCAGACCUGAAUACAUGCCCCCUGGCACCAAGAAAGGUUACCGCCCCUUGAAAGUUGGUUGGUGACAUUUGACAACAAUGGCAGUAUGCUCUGGAAGGUCCAUUUUUAUGGUAUUUGUGUGGAGUGGAUCUCAACUUCUUAAUGUAUGGGAUUUCGAAUGCUUAUUAGCAGUAGUAUGUUUACUAUGUAGUGCAUGGUUCAUUGUAAGUGUUAUCUUUGUGGGGGUGAAUUGUAUCUGUCUGUCUGCUUUUGGAUGGUAACAAACUACUACUAUGAAAGACCCACUUAGCUUACAGUUUGGUUCAUUUGGACGGUAUGUGUGUGGAAUGGAUCACUUCUUUUUACUAAUGGAUUUUGAACGCUUAUUAGUGGU